Molecule: messenger RNA, 1513 nt
Organism: Psylliodes chrysocephalus
Lineage: Eukaryota; Metazoa; Arthropoda; Insecta; Coleoptera; Chrysomelidae
Source: the annotation of a GenBank genome assembly
GCACAACUGUCAAAGCUGUCAUCGCUUGGUGACAACAACCAAACGCGUUUUGUCGUUGUUGUGAAAAAGAAAAACCAAGGAAAACAGUUUUUUUUUGCUACAUUUUGCAUUACAUACAUAAUUUUCAAGAAUGGAAAAUAUUCAAAAAAUUGAAAAUGCAGAAUCGAGACCGGAAGAAAGUGAAUCCCUAAACAAUUCAAUAGAAGAAAAAUCUGUAGAUAUAUCGGAAAAUACUCAAAAACCUAAGGCAUUAAAGGCAAAAAAGCGAAAGAAGCCCAAAGACAGCACUGCACCUAGAGUUCCACUCACAGGUUAUGUAAGAUACUUGAAUGACCGCCGAGAGGCCGUCAGAACUACAAAUCCAAAUUUAUCAUUUGCUGAAAUAACAAAAAUGCUGGCAAGUGAAUGGAGUAAUUUACCAGUAGAAAAAAAGCAACAAUAUCUAGAUGCAGCAGAGCAAGACAGAGAACGAUAUACAAAAGAAUAUAAUGCAUACAAGCAAACUGAAGCUUACAAAUUAUUUACUCAGCAACAGAAUGAGAAAAAAAUGAAAGAAAAUAAGGACAAGGAGGAACAGAUAGUUAAAGUUCCAACAGCACAUCAACCUAUUAUUCAAAAAGACAUGCAAGAUAUGGAUUUAGGCAAUUUUGAUAUUCCUAUCUUUACUGAAGAAUUUCUGGAUCACAAUAAGACUAGAGAUGCUGAAUUAAGACAGCUGAGAAAAAUAAAUACAGACUAUGAACAACAAAAUGCAAUAUUGUCAAAACAUAUAGAGAACAUGAAGGUAGCUAUAACAAAAUUAGAAGCUGAAAUUAUGCAACAAGAAAAGAAUAAUUCAUCUCUUCAGCAGCAUCUUAAUCAUUUGAGAAAUACUUUGACUACUGGUUUUGGAGGAGUUAAACUACCAGGUAUUAAAGAAGCGGCUACUCUGCAAAAUAUUGACAAUUAUAUGACGAAUCUUCAUUCCAUAUUGCUAGAAAAUAGUAGCCAUGAUACGAACUUGCUACAAACUGUUCGUGAUAUUGUAGGAAAACUUGAGUUCAAUGGAUGACAGGAGUGUAGAACUUCAAAAAGAAAAAGGACAAUUAAAAAAUUUUAUUAAACUUCACCUCAACCAAGUUGAUCAGUUUAAUUUUGAAUGUUUUGAGAUAAUUUUUGAAUUCUAAGUUGGAUUUAUGACUUUGAUUUGAGUAAUUUAAAUAGUGUUAACAUAUCAGUUGACAGAAACUGGUUAUAGUUUUGCAUAAAAAGGAAUAUUGUGAUUUCUAUCUUUUUUUUUUAAUUUAGACAUUGUUAUUAAUGUUCUAGCUCUAUAUACCUUUAUAACUUUUUACUGUGAUUUACAUUGUAGAAAAUGUAAUUUUUGAGAACAAAUAAAAAAUAAAUAUAGUCCAGAUUUUCAAAAUAUCGUUUCCAUGACAUAAUUAUAAUUUUUAAAUGUUUAGUACUGAACUCUAAUGGUACAACUUAAUUUAAGUAAAAGUUAAAGGAUUCAAGGAUAGUUAAAAUUGAG